AUUUUGCAUUUGUCGUGUUCUAAAGCGGAAGUCAUGGCAGUGAUGGGCAAUUGAAAUCUGAGUUUCACAUCAUUUCUAAUCCAUUCUCCAAACUCUUCUCUUCAAUUCUUGCAAAUCCGUUGUUCAUCACGUUCUGCAUAAAGAUUUGGAGCACAGGAUCUUCUGAAUGAGACGUAGUUCAUCUACAGAGAUCGACGACAAUGGGAGUGGAAAUGCCGUCCCCGUCCUUCACUCGAUUCGUGAUCGUUUUCCUUUCAAGCGGAAUUCCAGUCACUUCCGUUUGCGAGCCAAGGACUCACUGGAUCAUGCAACUCCUCGCUCCCGAUCUCACCAGAGUCGGAUCAAUCGCAAGGGCUUGCUCGGGUGGCUUCCGGCUAGAGGACAAACGUUUUUCUACUUUGUCGUUGUUUUUGCAGUGUUUGCCUUUGUUUCCGGUUCUAUGUUGUUGCAGAGCUCCAUUAGUUUGAUGUCUAGCCCUGGAAGUGAGAGGGGGCGGUGGCUUAUGGAGCGUAUUAAGUUUGGGAGCUCGCUGAAGUUUUUUCCGGGGAGGAUUUCGAGGAGGCUGGUGGAAGGUGUUGGGCUCGAUGAGGUGCGGAAGAAGGAUCGUGUUGGCGUUCGUGCACCCAGGCUUGCUCUAAUCUUAGGAAGCAUGGAGAGCAAUCCACAAUCAUUAAUGUUGAUUACUGUGAUGAAGAACAUACAGAAACUUGGAUACGUACUUGAGAUUUUUGCAGUAGAGAGUGGAAAUGAGCAUUCAAUGUGGAAACAGAUCGGUGGCCAGUCUUCAAUAUUAAGUCCAGAGCAUUAUGGUCAUGUUGAUUGGUCAAUAUAUGAUGGUAUUAUUGCUGACUCCUUGGAAGCAGAGGGAGCAAUUGCAAGCCUUAUGCAGGAACCUUUUUGUUCUGUACCACUUAUAUGGAUAGUUCGAGAAGAUACACUUGCCAACCGCUUGCCGAUGUAUGAACAAAGGGGCUGGAAGCAUCUUAUUUCACAUUGGAAGAGUUCUUUCAGAAGGGCUAAUAUUGUUGUGUUCCCUGAUUUUUCCCUCCCAAUGUUGUAUAGCAUUUUGGACAACGGGAACUUCUAUGUGAUUCCUGGAUCCCCGGCAGAUGUUUAUGCUGCAGAAACCUACAAAGAUGUUCACUCCAAAAGUCAACUAAGAGAGAAAAAUGGAUUUAACGAAGAUGAUAUACUGGUUAUAGUCGUUGGAAGCUUGUUCUUCCCAAAUGAGUUGUCAUGGGACUAUGCUGUGGCAAUGCAUAGCAUUGGACCUCUACUCACAAAGUAUGCAAGGCAAGAAGUAGGAGGAUCGUUCAAAUUUGUUUUCUUAUGUUGUAAUUCAACUGACGGAUCCCAUGGUGCUUUGCAGGAGAUUGCUUCACGUCUAGGACUUCCUGAUGCUUCUAUAACACAUUAUGGCUUAAAUGGAGAUGUCAACAAUGUGCUGAUGAUGGCUGACAUUGUGCUCUAUGGAUCUUCACAAGAAAUACAGAGUUUUCCGCCUCUACUUAUUCGAGCCAUGUCAUUUGGAAUCCCAAUCAUGGUGCCUGAUUUGCCUGCCUUGAGAAAUUACAUUGUUGAUGGCGUCCAUGGGGUUAUCUUCCCAAAACAUAAUCCUGAUGCCUUAUUGGACUCUUUCUCACGAAUGAUAUCAGAUGGGAAGCUCUCCAGAUUUUCACAAGCAAUAGCUUCCUCUGGAAAAUUACUUGCUAAGAAUAUACUAGCAUCGGAAUGUGUUACCAGUUAUGCACGGCUCCUAGAGAAUGUUCUGAAUUUCCCAUCAGAUGUUAAGCUUCCAGGUUCUGUCUCCCAGCUUCAAUUAGGGGCCUGGGAAUGGAAUUUGUUCAGAGAGGAAGCAGUGCAGACAAUUAGCAAAAAGGUAGAUACUGAAGAGAGGAUUGCAGCAACAAGCAAAUCCAGUGUUAUUUUUGCUCUUGAAGCACAAAUAACUAAUUUUGUUAAUUUAACAAAUUCUUCUGAGACUGAAAACGGGACUCUGGAGCAAGAUAUUCCAACUCCACAUGAUUGGGAUAUUUUGGAGGAAAUAGAAAAUGCUGAAGAAUAUGAAACUGUUGAAAUGGAGGAGUUUCAAGAAAGAAUGGAGAGAGAUCUAGGUGCAUGGGAUGAAAUAUAUCGAAAUGCCCGGAAAUCUGAAAAACUCAAGUUUGAGGCAAAUGAACGAGAUGAGGGGGAGCUUGAAAGGACGGGACAACCUGUAUCCAUUUAUGAGAUAUACAAUGGUGCUGGAGCUUGGCCAUUCAUGCACCAUGGUUCUUUGUACCGUGGACUAAGUCUUUCCACAAGGGCACUGAGGUUAAAAUCUGAUGAUGUCAAUGCUGUUGGACGGCUUCCUCUUCUGAAUGACUCUUACUAUCCGGAUACUCUCUGUGAGAUUGGAGGAAUGUUUGCUAUUGCAAAUAAGAUUGAUAACAUUCAUAAGAGACCUUGGAUUGGGUUUCAAUCAUGGCGGGCUUCUGGAAGAAAGGUUUCCUUAUUCCCAAAAGCUGAAAAUGUCUUGGAAGACACUAUAAGGGACAACACUAAAGGAGACGUUAUAUACUUCUGGGCACACUUGCAAGUGAAUCGUGGAAUCUUGGGGGGCAGUAAUGCUCCCACUUUCUGGUCAGUGUGUGAUAUCUUGAACGGUGGUCUUUGCAGAACCGCCUUUGAGACCACCUUUCGUGAGAUGUUUGGAUUGUCGUCAAAUAUGGAAGCGCUUCCCCCUAUGCCAGAUGAUGGUGGUCGCUGGUCUGCCCUCCAUAGUUGGGUGAUGCCAACCCCUUCCUUUCUGGAGUUCAUAAUGUUUUCCAGGAUGUUCACCCACUACCUUGAUGCUGUGAAUAGAAAUCAAAGUCAACCAUAUGGAUGUUUGGUUGCUUCCUCUGAGCUUGAGAAAAAACACUGUUACUGUCGGAUACUGGAAAUCCUGGUCAAUGUCUGGGCGUACCACAGUGGACGGAGGAUGGUUUAUAUCGAUCCUCACUAA
This is a messenger RNA of Cucurbita pepo subsp. pepo (vegetable marrow), 2986 nucleotides long. Lineage: Eukaryota; Viridiplantae; Streptophyta; Magnoliopsida; Cucurbitales; Cucurbitaceae. The record is from RefSeq and is a predicted model, not a curated record.